This is a messenger RNA of Aspergillus uvarum CBS 121591, 2469 nucleotides long. RefSeq lists its product as uncharacterized. Bases 462 to 2093 code for a protein of 543 amino acids. NCBI's taxonomy places the organism in Eukaryota, Fungi, Ascomycota, Eurotiomycetes, Eurotiales, Aspergillaceae. The record is from RefSeq and is a predicted model, not a curated record. The transcript has 5 exons.
CUCUCACCCUCCCUCCAGCUCCUCCUUUCUCGCCCCUGCUCCUUCCAGCCUGUAGACAGGCUAGUUCCAGUUCAGUUCAGUUCACUUGUUCUUCUAGUACCCUCUCCUCGUUUCCUGGCCUUUGAAAUUCUCUUCCUUCUUCUUUUCUUCUUUCUUUCUUCUCUUCUUCUCCUCUUCCUCUCUCCAUAUACUCAUUCUAAUCCAACUCAAAAGAGGUCUUUCUCUUCUCUCCCGAACUUUACCCUUUCUCCUUCAUUGUGAUACCCAAGCUCUCUAGCUUUGCGCUAAACAGAGCUCUUGUUUCUUUUCCUUCAAGAUACCCCCCCUUCUCUAAACGAUACCCCUCUUCAGCUCAACGCGCAAACUAAUCUUCGAAGCCACACCAGCUUCUACAACCCUUAGCUAAUCCAUCACUAUCGACUAUAAUUACACCUUUAAUCAAUCUAUCCCCAAAUAUCAUCAUGUCUGAAGUUCAGAAGCCCGUCGAGGAGACUGCUGCGCCUGUCGUUGCUCCUGUCACCGAAGCGCCUGCCGUCCCGGAGGUCGCUGCCACCGAGACUGCCGCUGUCGAGGCCCCCAAGGAGACCCCCGCUGAAGCUGCUGAGGCUACCCCUGCUGCUGCUGCUGAGGAGCCCAAGGCUGAUGCCCCCGCUGAGGAGGUCAAGGAGGAGCCCAAGAAGGAGGAGGUGACCCCCGCUGAGGAGGGUGUCCUUGGUUACAAGGCUCCCGGUCUGGUCAAGGGUCUGCGUUUUGCUAAGCGCUUCUUCUACUUCCACGAUGACGCCGUCGAGGCCAAGCAGCUGUCCGCCUUCCACCAGAACGAGAAGCCUGCUGUCGCCAACCCCAUCGCUGCUUGGGCUAGCCAGACCGGCAAGGGUCUUCUUUUCUUGACCAAGCGCGCCGAGGAUAAGGCUACUCCUGCUGGUAUCUUCAACCUGUCCGAGGUCUCCGAUAUCGCCAAGGAGGGUGCCAGCGAGUUCCACUUCAAGGUCAACGGCCACAAGCACACCUUCCAGGCUGCCAGCAGCGCUGAGCGUGACGGCUGGGUGCUCGCUCUCGAGACCAAGGCUGCCGAGGCCAAGGCUGAGAAGGAGACUAUCGUCGCUAGCGAGGGCUACAAGGCUGAGCUGGAGAAGCUGAACAAGCCUGCUGUUGCUGAGCCUGUCAAGAAGGCUGCCGAGCCCAAGGAGGAGGCUGCUCCUGCUGAGGAGCCCAACCACGAGAAGGCUACCGCCAAGAGCCGCUCCCAGUCUCGCAAGCGCGCUAGCAUCUUCGGAACCCUCUUGGGCAAGAAGGAGGAGACCGAGGAGAAGAAGGAGGAGCAGAAGGAAGAGAAGUCUGAGGAGGCCAAGGCCGCCGAGCCCGCCGCCGAGACCCCCGCUGAGGCCCCUGUCGAGACCACUGAGGCGGCCCCUGCUGCUGCCGUGGAGGAAGCUGAGGCCCCCGCCCCCGCCACCCCCGCUCCUGCUGAGACCAGUGACAAGAAGGAGGAGGAGGAGAAGAAGGCCGAGGCUCCUGUUGCCCAGAGGUCCAAGCGCGCUUCUCUUUUCGGCAACUUCUUCCAGAAGGUCACCAGCCCCUCUCACGAGAAGUCGGAGAAGGAGGCUGCCGCUCCCGCUCCCAUUGAGACCCCCGUUGCCAGCAGUGCUCCUCAGCUCGAAAACCCUGUCGAGGAGGCCAACGUCAAGCCCAUUGAGCCCGAGACUGUGACUGCUGCUGCUGACGCCCAAGCUGCCAAGGACGCCACUCCUGCCGUCUCUCCUGCUGCUGCUGAGACCCCCAAGAACAGCCGCCGCACUUCCUUCUUCGGUAACUUCGGCAAGAAGAAGGGCGACUCCGACAACGAGGGCGCCGACGGCGAGGCCAAGCCUAAGGGUAACAAGCUGGGCGGUAUCUUCCGUAAGCCUAGCAAAGCUGUGAAGACUGAGGUCAAGGAGACCAAGGAGGCCACCGAGGCUGCUCCUAAGGAGGCUCCCGUCCAGGAGUCCCCCGCUGAGGAGAGUGCCCAGCCUGCUGAGGCUCCUGCUGCCACCGAGGAGGUCGCCCCUGUCAACAACGUCCCUGCCUCCACCCCUGUCCAGGCUGCCGCCUAAAUGGUCGGUGUCCUGGUCAGAGACAGGUGACCUGUCUGCAAUUUGGCGAUCCGAACUCUCUCGAAUCCAACAAAAAAAAUAAAUCUGCUACUUUGGCUUGACGUUGAUACUACCCACUUGACUCCUUCAUGGGCCUCUCUCGUCGAGCGAUUGGCGAAAUGAUCCGUGUCGAGUGUCAAUGAUACCCUGUACUGCUUUGGCGGUUAUUUCCGAGCCUUGAUGUCCCUUCAGACGUCUUGUGCUGCGUUUCAUUCGUUUAUGAUAUCCGUUCCGCAAGAAUCCACAUUGGGCCUUGCGUGAUCAUGUUGUGCGCCGUCCAAACUAGAUUGAUACCACUUGCUGCUGUUUUUUUUUUUCUUUUUCUGUGCUUCCUCGC